This is a messenger RNA of Lathyrus oleraceus (garden pea), 1428 nucleotides long. RefSeq lists its product as uncharacterized. Gene Ontology annotation, biological process: DNA integration. NCBI's taxonomy places the organism in Eukaryota, Viridiplantae, Streptophyta, Magnoliopsida, Fabales, Fabaceae. The record is from RefSeq and is a predicted model, not a curated record. The coding region runs from base 1 to 1428 and encodes 475 amino acids. Gene Ontology annotation, molecular function: nucleic acid binding. The transcript is spliced from 3 exons.
AUGGAUUACAUGAAUAGGAUCUUUAGGUCGUACUUAGAUCAAUUUGUUGUAGUUUUCAUCGAUGACAUUUUGAUUUAUUCCAAGAAUGAGGUAGAGCAUGAAGAACAUUUGAGAAUUGUGCUACAUAUAUUAAAUGACCGCCAAUUGUACGCGAAAUUCUCGAAAUGUGAAUUUUGGUUGAAGGAGGUACAAUUUCUUGGUCAUGUUAUCAGUAAAGAAGGUAUUGCAGUAGAUAUGAGUAAAGUCGAAGCAGUAACAAAAUGGGAAAUUCCAAAGAAUGUUGGUGAGCUUCGAAGUUUUCUUGGACAACCUGGAUAUUAUCGGAGGUUCAUUGAAGGAUUCUCAAAUAUCACUUUUCCUAUGACUCAGUUAACAAGGAAGGGAAAGGCCAAUGUUGUAGAAGACGCCUUGAGUCGAAAGACACUUCAUGGAUCUGCAAUGAUGUUGAAGGAAGAAGAGUUGAUUAACCAAUUCGUGGAUUUAAACUUAGGAGUACAUCACAGUGAAGGAAGUAUGUUCAUAGGCACUAUUGUCGUGUCUAAUGAAUAUCUAAAAUGGAUCAAAGCUGAACAACAACUUGAUGACCAAUUAAUGAAUAUAAAGGAAACUAUCAAUGAUGGUCAAAAUGGGGAUUUUAACAUAAGGACUGAUGGAAUCCUGAGGUUUGGAGAAAGGUUGUGUAUACCUCAAAACCAGGAUAUUCAAAAGUUGAUCUUGGAAGAAGGCCACAAAAGUAAGAUGAGUUUUCAUCCAGGAGCCACAAAGAUGUAUCGAGAUUUGAAGAAAAUGUUUUGGUGGUUUGGAAUGAAGAAGGAUAUAGCAGAGUUGACAAAGAGUGCACAUUUCAUUCCCAUCAAUCAAACGUUUAGCUUAGAGAGACUAGCUCAGAUAUAUGUAAAGGAAAUUGUUAGAUCACAUGGGAUACCUACAAGUAUAGUCAGUGAUAGAGAUCCCAAAUUCACAUCAAAGUUUUGGCGUCAGUUGCAUUUAGAGCUAGGAACCAAACUAAGGUUAAGUUCAACUUAUCAUCCCCAAACAGAUGGCCAGUCAGAAAGGACAAUUCAAUCGUUAGAGGGUCUGCUAAGAGCUUGUACUCUUGAACACAAAGGAAGUUGGGAUGAGUUCUUACCAUUGGCUGAGUUUACUUACAACAAUAGAUUGCACUCAAGUAUUGGUAUGGCUCCAUAUGAAGCAUUGUAUGGACGAAGGUGUCGAACACCUUUAUGUUUGUAUGAAGUUGGAGAAAAUAAAAUAUUGGGUUCAGAAUUUGUGCAACAAACAACAGACCAGGUUAAGCUUAUUAGAGAAAAAAUGAAAGAUCCACAGGAUCGUCAAAAGAGUUAUAAUGAUAAAAGGAGAAGACCUUUGGAAUUUGAGGCAGGAGAUCACGUGUUCAUUAGGGUAACUCCUAGAGCGAGAAUUGCAUGA